UUUUGUUUGCGAUUCUGGCACAAACGUUUCGCGUGGGCGGGGUUUUCUAGGGGCUGUCCCCAUUGGCUAAUUGGGUAUUGAGCGGCAGCUCUGUGCUCCGGAAGUUGUUCUGUAAAACGGGCGCGCAAUUUUCAGUGUGGGGGACGCUCUGACCGGCGGCGGCAGCAGCGGCGGAGGCGGACAUCAGAGCACAACAGAUCGAUAAAAACGUAACAACUGGGAGAUCUGAGUAGGACCCGAGACUACCAUGCAGUCCCAGCAAGGUUCUACACCUGUUACUGAGGCUGCUGCAGCAUCUGUACAGAACAUACUUUCAAUUUUGAACCAGUCACUGGGCAAGGCCAGCACAGAUAACAACAAGGAACAGAAUUCCGGGAAGCAUCCAAGCAUGGAUCAGGAAAUGGCCAGGUGUUUUCCUGGAUUUUUUAGACGGGGGUCAAAGCGAUGUGCAGUAAGCUUGAAUAAACCAUCAAAGGUGGCCAAAGAAUGGAAGCCAUUUAAUUUUACAGUUUUCCUUGUUCACAAAAGCUGUGAGACAACACCCUCACCAGUUCAGGACCUGGAGCACAUGCAGGCUGGGAUGGGGAAAAGAACCCUUUUCAUGCCUAAAGACAUGAUUCAUUCAGAGGUCUCUGACUUGUUUAAAAUGACAUAUCCAAAAAUGGAAAAAAUCACUGGAGGGUGGCUGUUGUACAAAGCAGCUGGUGGAAAUGGAAAACGACCUCUAUCUGUAGUACCUCCUGAAUCUGAGGGUUACACAGGAAGCAUAAUUAAAAGUGCCUCUGGAGGGGGGAAAACCAUGCUGUACAUUGUCCCAUUACAAGAGGAAUUUGAUUUACGGCCUCUUCCCUGUGAUUCUCAGGAAUUUUCACGCAUGCCAAAGGCUGAAUGCAAAAUGUGUCUUAAAAUUUUGCCUUUGCAGCUCCUUGCACUCCAUGUGAAGCAGUGUAAAGCACUGGAAUAUGACACACUUUCAGAUUCUGAACCAGAGAUAACUGAGGUGCCCACUUCUGAAAAGAAUCCAUCAGAUAAUUCCUGCCCCAUAUGCCAGAAACACUAUCCAGCAGAAGAUCUUGAACUACAGGUGUAG
This is a messenger RNA of Astyanax mexicanus (Mexican tetra), 1090 nucleotides long. RefSeq lists its product as uncharacterized. The record is from RefSeq and is a predicted model, not a curated record. NCBI's taxonomy places the organism in Eukaryota, Metazoa, Chordata, Actinopteri, Characiformes, Acestrorhamphidae. The transcript has 8 exons. The coding region runs from base 248 to 1090 and encodes 280 amino acids.